UCUGUCCUAAACCAGCAGAGUGAAGGUGAACCCGGCCCGUCUCUCUCUGCCCGUCGCUGGAAGUACCCUCUCCCCGUUUCCUCCUCCUGCACCGGGAUCAUCUGCCUUGACCUGAGCCAUGUCCAUAUUCAGCGAUGUCCCCCAGGCCCCUCCGGUAGCCGUCUUCAAACUGACUGCUGAUUUCAGAGAGGACAGUCACCCGCAGAAGGUUAAUCUGGGAGUUGGAGCUUACCGUACUGAUGACUGCCAGCCCUGGGUGCUGCCGGUGGUGAAGAAGGUGGAGCGGCUGAUCGUGGAGGACGACAGCCUGAACCACGAGUACCUGCCCAUCCUCGGUCUGCCCGAGUUCCGCUCCGCCUCCUCCAAGGUCGCCCUGGGAGACGACAGCACCGCCAUCCAGGAGAACAGGGUGGGAGGGGUCCAGGCUCUGGGUGGAACAGGUGCAUUGAGGAUCGGGGCAGAGUUCCUGCGGCGUUGGUACAACGGCGUCAACAACACGGCGACGCCUGUCUACGUCUCAGCGCCCACCUGGGAGAACCACAAUAGCGUGUUUGCUGAUGCUGGUUUUAAAGACAUCCGGCCCUACCACUACUGGGAUGCUGCUAAAAGGGGUCUGGACCUCACUGGGCUCCUGGAUGACCUGGAGAAAGCUCCAGAACACUCCAUCUUUGUCCUUCACGCCUGCGCACACAACCCCACCGGCACCGACCCGACCCAGGAGGAGUGGAAGAAGAUCGCAGAGGUCAUGAAGAGGAGGAAGUUGUUUGUGUUCUUUGACUCGGCUUACCAGGGUUUCGCCUCUGGCAGUCUGGAUAAAGAUGCCUGGGCCAUCCGCUUCUUUGUCUCAGAGGGCUUUGAGCUAUUUGUGGCUCAGUCCUUCUCCAAAAACUUCGGCCUGUACAAUGAGAGAGUUGGCAACCUGACCGUGGUUGCCCAGGACAACGAGAACCUGACCCGCAUCCUGUCCCAGAUGGAGAAGAUUGUCCGGACGACUUGGUCCAACCCGCCGUCUCAGGGAGCACGCAUUGUCAGCAAGACCCUCAACAGCCCCGAGCUCUUCGCUGAAUGGAAGGCUAAUGUGAAGACCAUGGCAGACCGUGUCUUGUUGAUGAGGGAUCAGCUGAAGACCAAGCUGCAGGGUCUGGGAACCCCGGGGACCUGGGACCACAUCACCCAGCAAAUCGGCAUGUUCAGUUUCACCGGCCUGAAUCCCAAACAGGUGGAGUACAUGAUCAAAGAGAAGCACGUGUACCUGAUGGCCAGCGGUCGCAUCAACAUGUGCGGUCUGACCACCAAGAACAUCGACUAUGUCGCUCAGUCCAUCCAUGACGCCGUCACCAUGGUCCAGUAGAGGUUGCUUCUGUCCGCCCACUUCCUGUCUCGCGCACGCCACAGGAAGUAUCGUCGUGUGUGCCCUUGUACCCCUCCCCUGCUUCUCCUAACCUCUGAUUGGUUAAACUGCAGCAGGGAUUUUGCAGUUGAACCAAUGGUAGGGUGUAUGAUUUUCUGUUCUCACGUGGAGGUACUGUAUAAACCUUUGCGAGGUGCAAUGAUUUAAGGAAGACACUUGAACGCACAUAGCCAGGUCUCACUGUCAGCAGAGCUUCACAUCCCAAAGCGUUGAAGUUAAAAUGUCCGUUAUACCUUCAUGUGCACAUUGCCUGUUUUUGUGUUGUUCAAAUCAUUUCUGGUCACAAAAGUCCACUUGAAUUUUUUUUUCCUGUAAGAUUUUAAAUUAAAUCAGUGGUUCCUCAAUCAUUUCUAACACUUGAAAGGAUCAGAUGUGAUGUAUCCAUAGUAUCGAACAAAAUGCUGUUAAUGUAAAUAGACGUACUCACUCAUAGAGGUCUUGCUAGUUCCUGCAUAAGCACUGAAUCUUUAUUCAGCAUUACAAUAAUUAAUUGAUAUUGUAAUCUGUAUCACUGUAUAUGGUGCAACAAAAAGGCACAGUCAACUCAUCAGGACAUUUAUGUUCAAGCCUAAAGAAGGUUAUUAUGAGAAUGGUUAUUGUCUGUCAUGUCACCAGGUUUGCUCUUUAAGGUGUAAUGCAUGCGCCUGACGUAGUUUUUGCCUUGUCCGACCUGUGCAGCUACGUAGAAGAUCAUACUGCUAGUUGAAGUCCACAAAGCGAUGUUGUGCCAUCACUGAACAAAAUCACCUCUCUUCUCUGUCUCUUAUGUUCUGUCCACCCUGCAGUGCCCUUAUUCUGUUACAGAAAGCCUCUGUAAAGGCGAUUGUUGUAAUGAGCCACUCUGAUCAGACCUCAGAGCCUGGCACUUGUUAGCCACAGAACCGCACGCCCAUUAUAUGGUGUUUGUACUGGCACACAGCAGUAUGUGUGUUCCUAUUGAAAUAAACUAUGAACCACAGGAACUAAAUCUUUGCUUUCUGCCUGUUUUUUUCUCUCUCUCCAAAGCUCUUCCUGCGUUCUAAAAUAUGUACAGUAUAAAGGUAAUAGUCAGUAAAACCUCUCAAAAAACAAGAUGGUUUGGAUUUAGAUGGUCCUUUUGUUGUUAUAAUUUUGGUGAGCUUGUUUUAGUCCAUCUCUCAAUACUUUAUGAUUUCCUACUCACUGUGUGGUUGUCAGCCACUGACCAGUAGGCUCCCACUGAAGAUAUAAAUCUUUUAAAAAUGUCCCUCAUAGAUCUCCUUUUACCUUUUAAAUAGGCUCCGUCAUUUCGUAAAAUAGCUGGGCAUGGUGGUUUUUAGCAGACUGGAGGAAAUAGUGUAUUUGUUGGGGGCUAUUUUCAGUGGUGGAUGAAUCCACAUUUGGUGCUCUAUCUGGGGAAGCAGGAUGGCGUUAGAAUGUCGGAUAAACUACAGUCUGAGUUCAUAAUGAAGGAACAUGUUGCCAGGCAGAGGGUUGUGGCUCACUGAUGUGUUUUUGAACAACAAUGGAGCUCUGAGGCAGAGAGGAGUACAUUAUUUCAGGCUUUGGCUAACUGGCAGAAG
Messenger RNA from Chelmon rostratus (copperband butterflyfish), 2952 nucleotides. Its product is annotated as aspartate aminotransferase, cytoplasmic-like. The transcript is spliced from 9 exons. Lineage: Eukaryota; Metazoa; Chordata; Actinopteri; Chaetodontiformes; Chaetodontidae. Gene Ontology annotation, biological process: L-aspartate biosynthetic process. Gene Ontology annotation, cellular component: cytosol. Gene Ontology annotation, molecular function: pyridoxal phosphate binding; L-aspartate:2-oxoglutarate transaminase activity. The coding region runs from base 119 to 1351 and encodes 410 amino acids. The record is from RefSeq and is a predicted model, not a curated record.